AUGUGUCCUGCUGUUGCUGCUUCAUCAUCUUCGUCGAGCGUUGCACCUUCCUCUUCAUCGAGCUCUUCCAGCGUGGCUUCCUCGUCAUCUGCUUCCGUCAGCUCAUCCUCGGCUUCGAGCUCGGCAUCUGCUGCCUCAUCGUCUUUCAAGUCGUCAUCUUCAUUGAUCACAUCGACUACUUCAUCCUCAUCAUCCUCUUCUGUCGUCGCUGCCAGUACUGGUCCUGCCACGGUAUCUUUCACCACCACUACUGUUCCUUGGACCGGUACAUACACUGCGACAUCAACAGCAGUUUCUGGCCUGGCCGCUACUGACAGAGUCGCCGGCGCAACAACCACAGUAACAGUUGUUUAUCCUACCCCUGUGACCACUUGUGGAAACCAAGGCAUCAACUUUGCUGCUUAUACCAACAAGUAUUCUGGCGGUCAAGCAACCUACGGCUAUCCCUCUUUCAUCCCCGAGACCUACAAGAAGGUCACACCCUACUUCUCCGAUGUCACAACAUACAUUGCCGAAUCCAACGAUCAAUGGGGUGACUGGAUCAAUGUAUACGGAUACUACCCUGUCGAUGGCUCUAACCUUGUUCUUGACCACACUUUCUACCUGUUUGCCUCGCAGACUGGUUACUAUUCCUUGAACAUCCCUUACACUGAUGACAUCCAGUUUGUCUGGGUUGGCGCUAAUGCCGUCAGUGGAUGGACUCGCGCUAAUGCUGAUAUCACUCAAUUCUGGAGUUCGCAGAUUGCUACACAGACCCCCCAGACAUUGGCCUACUACCUCACCGUUGGCCAAUAUCUCCCCAUCAGAACACUUUGGGGCAACGGCGGAGGCCAGGGAGACAUGCGUUUCAAUAUCUAUGCUCCUGAUGGUAGCAGUGUGCUUUCGAGCAAUGCGGGACAGAAUUCUGGAGUCAGCAGUGUCGACAUCGUGCAAAAUCCUUGCAACAGCGCCCUCGGAGCCAAGUUCCCUACCUGGGGCAAGGAGACUUAA
Molecule: messenger RNA, 990 nt
Organism: Aureobasidium melanogenum CBS 110374
Lineage: Eukaryota; Fungi; Ascomycota; Dothideomycetes; Dothideales; Saccotheciaceae
Exons: 4
Coding region: 1-990 (329 amino acids)
Source: RefSeq, a predicted model, not a curated record